This is a messenger RNA of Drosophila innubila, 2289 nucleotides long. RefSeq names its product ankyrin repeat domain-containing protein SOWAHC (gene sowah). The record is from RefSeq and is a predicted model, not a curated record. Gene Ontology annotation, molecular function: protein binding. Bases 105 to 2042 code for a protein of 645 amino acids. The transcript is spliced from 11 exons. Lineage: Eukaryota; Metazoa; Arthropoda; Insecta; Diptera; Drosophilidae.
GCUUGACGCUCAGCAGCCCUGGUGACGGUGUAUUUGUUUGGGUUUUGUGCGAUAAAAAGUGUUUGCUAUUAAUUUGUGUACAAUAAGCGGUGAAUUGUUUAAAAAUGAGUGCAGUAGAUAAUACAAAACAGCUAUCGAUUGUGGAUAUACGCAAUUACAUGCUGCAAAACGAUGGCAAGGUGACAAACCACGCACUUGUCAAGCACUUUAAGAAAUAUCUAACACAUACGCAAAAUGAGGCGGAGGCACGAAAGCGAUUUAAAACAUACGUUACACUAUUGUCAACGAUUAAAAACGAAAACAAUCAAAAGUAUUUAAUACUGCGUAAAAAGUAUAUUAACGAGUGUCCAUCAGAGAAUGUUGUGGAACGUGCCGUGGAAGCCGCUGGCAAUGCCUCGGUGCCAUCCAGCCCAGGAGCUGGCUCGAUUGUAUCUGUAUCUGAUGGUGUUGUUUCCCCUCUGAGGCAGCCACCGCCAUACAAGGCGCCGCCCGAGGUCCAGCAAUCUCCAUUGGCAGGGGCAGCGCCAGUGGCCAACUCCGGCCUGGCUGUCCAUCAGGAGCAGGUGGAAAGUUAUCGCGAGUGCGUCAACGAAUUCACAGCUGCCAUGCAACGCAUUGAUCCAGCGCGUCUGGAGCUGCAGCCUUCCCCUGAUGCAGAUCUUCCCAAGAACAAUGAACCCAACACCAGUACUAAAGCCAGUGCCAAGUCCAUUUCUCGUGCCAAUUCUGUGGAUGAGACCGCUAACAAGGAGAACAUUCCGCGAUUCUCCUUUUCCUCGGGCGCCUCAACCGAUAGCUCGGCCACAGAGAAAGUCUCCGGCACGGAGGCAGACGUUGCUGAGAAUCCCAUGAGCGUUAAAGAAGCUACACGCAAAUUCAACCGAAUGGCAUCCGAAGAAGAGGCUAAAAUAAUAUCACCACCAGCCAAGAAGAAACCAGAGAAGCAAUUAAUUGAGGAAAAGGAUUCACCGGAGGUUACACUUGCGCAUCCCAAGGCAAAGGAAUGGAUUGUCGCCAUGGCCAAAGCUAAUUACCAGGAGCUGGCCAAGUUAGCUAGCGAUGAUCCUGUGCUAGUUAAAUUGCAAGAUCCAGCGACGGGCUAUACCGCUUUACACUGGGCUGCCAAGCAUGGAAAUGAGGAUGUGGUCAAACUAAUUGCCGGCACACAUAAAGCCGAUGUAAAUGCCAAGACGCAUGGGGGUUACACACCGCUUCAUUUGGCUACCCAAUUUGGCAGGCAUAAUAUAUUCGAACUACUAUGGAAUGUAUAUAAGGCCAAUCGUGACAUAAUGGAUUGUAGUGGUAUGAAACCAUUGGAUUACAGUCGUCAGCGACCAAGCGUAUCGGCCUCAACCUGUAGUAAAAUCAAGGCACGAAAAAAGCAAACAAUCGAAAAAGAUUUGGGAUUCCUUCGGAUUGGUUCACUGAAUGUCCGAGUAAAGAAAACCACAGAGGCCUUCAGCAACUUCUUGGGAGUGGGCAAUGGCAGUGGAAUGAUGCCGUAUGGACCUGGCGGACCAACAGAAGUCAAUCGCCAUCACCAGCGAACUCACCGUCACCCUCAUCAGCGUCAUCAUCAUCAUGUCAAUGGUACGACACGGGAUCGAAUCUCUCAGAAUCAGAGAGCAUCGGCGACUGUACCCUACGGGAUGAGUAACAUACUAGGCUCCAGAUCCAGUGUACCGCCCAACAAGAAUAUAUAUGAUGCCGUUCACAAGUCUUGGGGCUCAGCGGACAAUAUAACGCAGCGCUCUGAAAAUCUAAUGCCACCGCCAAAAUCGAUGGACUUCAUUUCGAAACGCUACAGAUCUUCCAAACGUUCAUCUUAUGCCUCUAAUGCUACUGAUUCACCACGGGAUUCCAUUUGCUCAUCCAAUUCCAGUUCAAAUCUUAAUUCCGGCUAUAGUAGCAUGCCCACAACUCCUAAUCAAAUACGUGCUCCCAAGAGUAUUGGUGCAUCUAUUACAGCUGAUUCUGAUUCAGAUUCCGCGUGUGGAUUCGACUCAAACUGGUCUGUUAAUGGCCAAAAUUCUAAACAGUAACACUACAAUAUUCGAACUCAACUGCAAAAUACUAUUACAUAUAUAUAAAGCACACAAAUAUUAUAAUGUAUAAGAAUAAUUCCAAAAGAAUGACGACAUACUAAAACAGAUCAGUUGAAUUGUAAUGAAAGAACGUUUUAUAAGUUUGUUUAUGUUUAAAUUACGUACAUUUUGCGUAUGGAAUUGAAUAACCACUAUUUAGAGACGGGAUAAAUUAGUUGUAGUCCUAUAACAUCUUUGUAUAUUG